GUUGAACAUUUAACGACUUUAAGUUUGGAAUUACAUAUUGGAACCAGGAAGGAUUUGUCUCCUGAUCCAGAAUUCGAUUCAGUUUUGGGGAUAUUUUAUCAUGUUCAUAGAGAUAUUCCUGAUGGUGAUGCCUUAAGGAAAGAGAUUACAGGAAUGAUUUUGGUC
Molecule: messenger RNA, 165 nt
Organism: Trichoplax adhaerens
Lineage: Eukaryota; Metazoa; Placozoa; Uniplacotomia; Trichoplacea; Trichoplacidae
Exons: 1
Molecular function (GO): nucleic acid binding
Source: RefSeq, a predicted model, not a curated record